Molecule: messenger RNA, 291 nt
Organism: Colletotrichum abscissum
Lineage: Eukaryota; Fungi; Ascomycota; Sordariomycetes; Glomerellales; Glomerellaceae
Exons: 3
Coding region: 1-291 (96 amino acids)
Source: RefSeq, a predicted model, not a curated record
AUGACGAACCUGACGCGCUUGAUUGGAGAUCUCCCAGCAGAGACCCAAUUUGGAAGGCGGUCGGAAGCUGCCAUCUCGUGCACCCUUAGACUCGGGCUCAAGUCCGUUCGAAAGUGUGGCGCCCUACACCAUCAACUUCCCAUGAUCGUCCAAACCCACAGACCAGUUCUCAUCUUCCCAGCACAUCUCUGCAACCUCGUGGCGCAGGCGGAAGACCACAUGUCCGAGGGGGCUGUGCUCACUGUCACCAACAUCGAACAAAACGACGAAAUCGAGCACCGACCCUCGUGA